UCUUUUUGACAGAGGGCUUUUUAACUGCAGUGUUACCAUCGGUGUUCUCGGAUCUCACGUCGGAGGAGUGAAUGCAUAGCGUGUGAAACAGUGCCUCAGCUUCGGACUGCCAGAUUUGAAAAAAGAACAGAACGAAAAUUCUGAUCGGUUUCGAGACCGGAGUGACGAGUGGGGGAGGGUCAGUCGAGAAGUUCAGUCAAAUUCGUCACUCACGGCGUCUCGAACCGAUCCGCGUCACCUGUGCUUUUCUCGCGAGGGAUGUUCGACGUUGACGCGGACGACGUGAAGAAGUCUUUGCCCUCCCCGUCGACCCUGCAUCACGUGAUGAUGGGCCUGCAUGCAGGUGCGGGUGGCGGCGGCGGCGCCGGCGCCGGUGGUAACGGCGGCGGUGCUGGAGCCGGUGUCGUUUCGCUCGUCAAGUCUGAAGCCGUCGCUGUCAAGUCCGUGCCCUGCGCGUCGUUUCCCGGCGACGAGCACGUGUCGCAAGGCCGCGAAUUUGCGGAGCUGAAUGCGCACGAGAUCUCGCUGGAUUUGCAGAAUUUGAUCGAGGAGUCGGAGGGACUCUUCACUGACAUUGGCCUGCUUGAGGGUGGAAGCAACAGCCAAUGCACCCCCGCGCCACACGCAGCCCACCAGCAGCAGCAGCACGAACCCUACGCCUCCACCGCCAUGGACUCGGCGCCGACGGGCUACACCGUCUACACCCCGGACCCCGUGACUGCCCACCAACAACAGCUCCUUCUGGCCGCCGCCAACAGCACCACGCACACGAAGCGCCACUCGGCCGUGUCCAUUUCCGCUGCCACGUCCUCGUCCGACCACCGCGGCGCCACGGGUGGUAACAGCGCUUCCAGUGGCGCCAGCAGCGGGAAAAAGAGCAAAUCCUCGCCGGACAAGCGCAGCGACGAGUAUCGCCGUCGCCGCGAGCGCAACAACAUCGCUGUCCGGAAAUCGCGGGAAAAGGCCAAGCAGCGAUCGAGGGAAACUGAAGACAAGGUCAAUGGAUUGGCCCGAGACAACGACAGGCUACGGAAACGAUUGGACCUUUUGAGCAAAGAGCUGAAUGUUCUCCGGUCCUUGUUCUCCACUGUUGGGGUCGUGCCGGAGCCCCUGCACAGGGAAAUCGCCAAACACCUUGAGGCCUUCCAGGCCCAGCACCAGGCUUUGUUAUGAUGAGUCGCCUAUUGAGCGUUUGCCGUGUCUCUUGAUGUGUCGCUAUACUGCUUGCUUGUUUGGGUACAAUAUUCCGCAUUUGUAGGAGGAGAAGAACGAAGGAAACGAACGAAUAGAUGGAGAAGAUUUGAUAGGAAUUCUUCUCAUGAUGGGCAAAACACCACACAUUCAAAAAGGAAAAAAAAAAUCCCAGAAUCCCUGGUCCGGGCGAAUUGAGCGACUAGGAAUCAAAUGUUCUCAAUAUGUACUCUACGAACAAGUGGAAAAAUGAGUUAACGUCAGCUUAAGACAAGCGAGUGAAAUAAUUACCUCUUUGUAAAAGUUACUCGAGGCUGGAACGAGUCAAAAAAAGAAAACGUGAACCAGGUUUAUAUUUUUUCUGGAACAUAUGGUUACCUUGAUUUUUUUAUGCUGCCGUGUUGUUGUUUUUUUUUUAGAGUCGAUGCAAAGUCAGAUCAUCCGAGUAGAGAUCUGUUCUCAGUUAUUCAGUAUAUGCAAUCGAUAUCCGUCUGAAAUUAAUCGUGGUUUUACAAAUUAAAUAUCGAGACAGAUGAGGAAGAGAAUGCAUCAAAUUGCGUGCGACGAUGGGGUUGGAAUAAAUAUACUUCUUGUGAACGUUCCUAAGGUUACCACCAAGCUAGUUAUGGCAUUGAAGCCCUGGUGUUUUUUCUGACCAAAUUUUGUACCUUGAUGAUCGCAUUUUAGAUCAAUGCUUGUCUUUUUUUUUUAGUUUGUAUGGCGUCAGCCAUGUGUGUUUAGAAGGAAAAAACAAUUUUGAGACGAAGCCCGCGACUUCGAAAAUCAACCUCGAUGGCAUGAUUCAGACGCUAUUUUUACCUCGUCUUCGUGCCACCUUUAUUUUAUUUUUUUCUUGUACACUCCUGUCCCCCUAAUAUUUUGGAUCUUUUUAUUCGGCGGAGAAAUGGCGGGAGAUU
This is a messenger RNA of Notodromas monacha, 2108 nucleotides long. The record is from the annotation of a GenBank genome assembly. Lineage: Eukaryota; Metazoa; Arthropoda; Ostracoda; Podocopida; Cyprididae.